This is a messenger RNA of Colossoma macropomum (tambaqui), 9111 nucleotides long. It is a transcript of the gene plxnb2a, whose product is annotated as plexin b2a. Gene Ontology annotation, biological process: positive regulation of axonogenesis; semaphorin-plexin signaling pathway involved in axon guidance; regulation of GTPase activity. Gene Ontology annotation, cellular component: semaphorin receptor complex. The record is from RefSeq and is a predicted model, not a curated record. Gene Ontology annotation, molecular function: protein binding; semaphorin receptor activity. The transcript has 38 exons. The coding region runs from base 693 to 6266 and encodes 1857 amino acids. NCBI's taxonomy places the organism in Eukaryota, Metazoa, Chordata, Actinopteri, Characiformes, Serrasalmidae.
AGAGAGGGAGCGAGAGGGAGAGAGGAGGGAGGAACAAUCACAGGCUUUUCCUCUGCUGGUCGUCUACUUUGUUGGCUCUUUCUGCUCGUGUGUAAACUGACUGGAACACACAGACGGGUCGCAGCUCGAGGUGUUUGGAUCCACUGAACUCUGAUUUAGUUCAGGCUGAAAGGCGAGAUCUUCUUCAUCGUCAUCAUCAUCAUCAUCAUCGUCAGUCAGUCAGCAGGAGAAACACGGUCAGUUUUCCAGGAGAGGAGAGCGGCGGUGAUCUCCCUUAGGUGUGAGAGUCCUCUCUGUCUGAACGUACCUGUGAAAUAUCAUGUGAUCAGCUCUCUGGGGAGGAGGGAGAGAAGGUGGAGGAGGUGGAGAAGUAGUCUGAGCUCUCUGGUCGAUGAGCUGUCGGCGCUGUACAGUUCAGUUCGGCUCAGUUCACAGAGUUUCUGCGGAUUUAAAGCCACGAACCUCAUCGCCUCACAGCACAUUGGAGGAGGAACAGACUGAUUUGAAAUCCAGCUGCCAGUUUGGGGAGAAAAUAAUGUGAAGUUUUUGAGCUCACAGGUUGCUGUGCUGGCUGCCAGUGUGAGCAGAGAGUCUCUCAGUCAGCUUUAAGUGGAGUGCGUUUGCUGCCCUGUCCGAAAGCACCAUCACAGAGAAAGAGCGAGACUGAGAGAGAGGGGGGGAGGAGUACAAAAAUGGCAUGGUGGUGUGUGGUGGCGCUCCUGUCGCUGCUGUGUGUCGGCCGCUCUCUCUCCAUUCAGCCGUAUGCCAACUUCUCCUCAGCCACCAUCAUCAACACAGUGGCUCAGGACCCGCACACUGGCCGCAUCUACCUGGGCGCGGUCAACGCCAUCUACCAGCUGGAUGCGCGGCUGCAGAAGGAGAGCAUGGCAGUGACGGGCCCGAAGAAGGACAACCCCUCUUGCACCCCGCCCAUCACCGCCACGUGCACAGAGGCGCGUGACAUGAACAACUACAACAAGCUCCUGCUGACCAACCCGAAAAACGGCUCACUGGUGGUGUGUGGCAGCAUCUACAGAGGCAUCUGCUCUCUUCUGAACCUCAGCCACGUGGAGCAGCAGAUCUACUACAGCGACAUGAAAGGAGAGAAAACCUACGUAGCCACCACGGAUGAAAACGUCUCCGUAGUAGGGAUAAUCUCCACCCUCAAAAAAGGAGACGAAUACCUGAGCGUCUUCAUAGUGGGCAAAGGCUAUGGCGGCUCAGACAGCUCCAAGCUCAUCAGCACGCGGCUGUUGCAGGUCCACGGCGACAUGGACAUGUUUGAGAAUGUGGUGGAGGCAUCCAUGGUGCAGGCCAGCCCUUUCGCUCUGCGCUACCAUCACGACUUCCACUACAUCUUCAAAGACAGUGGCUACAUCUACUUCUUGUUCACUCGCAUUCAUGGCACCACCAAUAUCACCAUGGUGGCGCGCCUGUGUGAGAAUGAUACCCAUUACUAUUCCUAUACAGAACUUCAGCUCAACUGCAGCGUCAGUCCUGCAGACAAUGACAGGAAAACCUACAACAAGGUGCGGGCAGCGUACCUAGCCACACCUGGGAGUGCUCUGGUGAAGAACCUCAGCUCCCCCAGCAUAUACGGUGCACUGAAUGCGAGCGAUAAGGUGCUGUUUGCAGUGUUCAGCCAGGAUGGGGACGCCUCGAAUUCAGCGCUCUGCAUGUACUCUCUUAGCAGCAUCAAUCUCAGACUGAAGGAAGUGAUUGAGUCCUGCUACAAAGGAGAGUCUACAUCUGUUUACUCACCUUACUCCUCCAAACCUGAGGCCAUUUGCACUACAAAGAGAGAGCAGGAGAAUAUAAUGGAAAUAUACCCAUGUGGAGAGGAAUUCCUGCCAUCCCCUCUGGCCAGUAAACCCGAGUACGCUCUGACGGUCAACCCCGUGUUCACCAGGAAGAGCAUGCUGACGGCCGUGGCUGUGGCCGUGGAGAACGAACACACGGUGGCCUUCCUGGGCACACGCCAGGGAGAAGUGUUCAAGGUGCAUCUGAGUACUAACUCUGAUGUGUAUAACAGGAUUCCAGGAGACAGUAGUGACGGCCAAGUACACAAAAACCUGUUUUUCGAUUCCAGCUUGGAUCAUAUCUACAUUACCACAAAAAAGAGGAUCACUAAAGUUCCUGUGCAAGCAUGCGGACAGAAGAAAAACUGUACAUCAUGUGUGAAUCAGCUGGAUCCAUACUGUGGCUGGUGUGUGCUGGAGGGCCGCUGCACCAGAAAGAAGGAUUGCAGUCGAGGAGGGGAGCAGAACGCCUGGUUGUGGAGCCCUAACCAGCAGUGUGUAACCAUCCAAGCUUUCGAUCCUCCCAACAUCAGCUGCAAGAAGACCCAGCAGGUGACCAUUUCUGUCAGUGCUCUGCCCAGCAUUGAGAGUGAUAAACUGGAGUGUGUAUUUGGCGAUACCCGUAGCGGCGCUGCGAUGAGUGGCAGCCAGGUCAUCUGUGCUCUUCCGAACCCGUCAAGCAUCCCACCCACACCUGAAACACAAGAUUACGUAGCAGUCCCUGUGAAGAUCAUGGUGAAUAAUGUCAUUGAGGUGGCAGCCAAUGAGUACAAGUUCUACAACUGUGCUGCAGUUGUGAAGAAAACAACAAACACACCGUGCAUAGACUGUGUGACCAGCCAGUGGGGCUGCCAGUGGAACACGCAGGAGCACUCCUGCAGUGAUAAGGACGACCCUGUGGACAGCCCUAACAUCAUCAAGAACAUGGAGCAUGAGAAGUGUCCUCAGUUUGGGAAUCUAGAGCCAGGGCUCAUUCCUGUGGGCUUCAAAAUCCCCAUCAGCUUUGAAGGCAAAAAUCUGGAGAACAUGGGAAAAACCUUCCAGAUUGGCACAGAGCUCAUGAAGCAGGUCAGCGAAGUGACCAAGGACGAAGAAAAGUUCGGUUUUGAGGGCUAUGAGUUUGCAUACGACAAAAAGCCAGAGGUGAACGUGUCGUUCUAUGUGAAGGAUAAGGAGACGGAGAAGAAGAUUGACAGCACGCUGCAGGUGGCGCUGUAUAAUUGUUCAGUGGGUCGUGCGGACUGCAGUCUGUGUAAGAAUGCAGAUAGGAAGUAUAACUGUGUGUGGUGUCAGACCACUAGCUCCUGCAUCUACAACCAGCUUUGUCCCAGCGAAGCUACGCAGUGCCCUGCACCCAGCAUCACAGACAUUGUGCCGCGGUACGGGCCAAUGAACGGCCAUAUCACGGUCACUAUAAAGGGCUCCAACCUGGGCAUUAAGAAGGAGGACAUCACAAGAAUCACUGUGGCUGGAGUGCUGUGUGCACACAAGCCAGACCAAUACUCUGUCUCUACCAGUGUUGUGUGUGAGAUCGGGCCAUGGCGUAGUCCUCCUGGAGAUGUGGCGCUCGUAGACACUAAGGGCUGUGUGGAAGUGGAGGUAGAGGGGCUCAAGAACAGAAAAUCAGAUGUUGUCUUCGAGUACAGGGACCCAGUUCCUGAGAGUGUCGAACCCACCAGAGGGCCCGCCGACGGGGGCACAGUCAUCACCAUCUCAGGACGUGACCUGGACACAGCUACUAAAGAUGACGUCAGCAUCACUGUGGGAACAGUGCCCUGUGAAGUGCUUGAAUUUGGUCCCAGGAUCACAUGUAAAACAGGUUCAAGUAAGAAUCCGUCUGGGCCGCUGAAGGUCACAGUGAAGUACGGCAGGAGCACCACUAAAGACAUGACAAACAGCACUUUCACCUACGAGUCCAACCCGACGGUCAUUAAGCACUACCCUAAAGAAAGCUUUAUGUGCGGAGGCCGGAUUAUCACAGUUGAAGGUGCAGGAUUUGACCUGGUUCAGAAAGCCGUCAUGCGAGUGCUGCCCUCUACUGACGAUUGCAUUCCCUCUACUGAUGACUGCAGGCCCAGCAAUGUUGAGUUUGUGCAGGAGGCUUUCUUUAAGAACAAAACAAUGCUAAGGUUCUACUCUCCUGCGGUGAAAAAGAUCAAUGAGAAUCAUUCCUUUAAGACCGUCCUGCACCUGGACAACACCAUCUCCAACCUCACUGAUUUCACGUACCACUCGGACCCCGAAUUCUUCAAUGUUACCAACAAGGCCAUCAACCCAGACGGCAUCAUCAUUGUCAAUGGUAAGGGUCUGUCAAAUGCCAUGACUGCUCCAGAGGCUCAGGCAUUUGUUGGAAACGAGCCAUGUAAUGUGACCAUCCUGCAAGCUGACAAGCUGAUUCUGGUGGCCCCGUCUCACCGCCCUAAAGCGCGCUCCAGACGCCAGCGCAGAGAGACCAGCUCAGAGGACAUGGAGCUGGUGAUUAAGUUUGGUCUUGGAGAAUGGCAUGUGGGUUUUGUUCACUAUGAGAAAAAGAAUGAGGUUCCUCUCUACAUGAUCAUUCCUGCUGUCAUCCUUCCCAUGGUGCUCUUCAUCGCUGUGUCUGUCUACUGCUACAGGAGGAAGAGUCAGCAGGCAGAGAGAGAAUAUGAAAAAGUGAAGCAGCAGCUGGAGAGUCUGGAGGAGAGUGUACGAGACCGCUGUAAAAAAGAGUUCACAGAUCUGAUGAUUGAGAUGGAAGACCACACCAGUGAUUUAAGCGAGGCUCGUAUUCCAUUCCUGGACUAUAAGAAUUACACAGACCGAGUCUUCUUCCUGCCUUCUAAAGACGGGGCCAACGACGUCAUGAUCACAGGAAAACUGGAUAUCCCUGAAAACCGCAGAGCCAUCGUGGAGCAGGCCCUCAACCAGUUCUCCAACCUGCUCAACAGCAAGACCUUCCUUAUCAAUUUUAUUCGCACUCUGGAGAGCCGGCAGGAGUUCAAUGCCAGGAAUAAGGUGUACUUUGCUUCACUGCUGACCGUGGCCCUGCACGGAAAGCUGGAGUACUACACAGACAUCAUGAGAACCCUGCUGCUGGAGCUGAUGGAAGAGUAUGUUCAGAGCAAGAACCCAAAACUGAUGCUGCGCAGGUCAGAGACAGUAGUGGAGAGGAUGCUGUGUAAUUGGAUGUCCAUUUGCCUCUACCAGUUCCUCAAGGACUCAGCUGGUGAGCCGCUCUACAAGCUUUUUAAAGCUAUAAAGCACCAGGUGGAAAAAGGGCCGGUGGAUGCUAAGAUGAAGAAGGCCAAGUACACUCUGAAUGACACAGGCCUGCUGGGGGAUGAUGUGGAGUACUCUGUCCUGACUCUGCAGGUGCUGGUCCAUGGCGAGGGUCCUGACGUGACUCCAGUGAAGGUACUGAACUGUGACACCAUCUCCCAGGUGAAGGAGAAAAUCAUUGAGCAGGUUUACAGGAACCUUCCCUACUCUCAGAGACCCAUCGUGGACAGUGUCGCUCUGGAGUGGCGUCCAGGCUCAACAGGGCAGAUUCUGUCCGACUUGGACCUGACAUCACAAAAGGAGGGCAGGUGGAAACGUCUCAACACUUUGGCACAUUACAACGUGAGAGACAACGCUACCCUAGUCCUGUCCAGAGUUCUGCACACUCAACAGUCUUUCGACCAGAACCAGGACAGCCAUGAAGAGAAAAGCGCUUUGCUGGAAGAUGAUAAAGUGUUCCAUCUGGUGCGGCCAGCAGAUGAGCUGGAUGAAGUGAAGUCCAAAAGAGGGAGCAUGAAGGACAAAGCCACCACUAAAGCAAUCACUGAGAUCUACCUGACCAGGCUGCUCUCCAUGAAGGGCACUCUGCAGCAGUUUGUGGAUGAUUUCUUCAGCAGCGUGUUGUGUUCAGGCACCACGGUUCCUCCAGCUGUGAAGUACUUCUUCGACUUCCUGGAUGAGCAAGCGCACAAACAUGACAAUGUGGAUGAAGAGACCAUCCACAUAUGGAAGACCAACAGUCUGCCUCUUCGGUUCUGGGUGAACAUCCUCAAGAACCCUCACUUCAUCUUUGAUGUCCAUGUGACUGAGGUAGUGGACGCAUCGCUUUCCGUCAUCGCCCAGACCUUCAUGGAUGCCUGCACCAAGACUGAGCACAAACUUUCCCGGGAGUCCCCAAGCAACAAGCUGCUUUACGCGAAGGAGAUAUCAACAUAUAAGAAAAUGGUUGACGAUUAUUACAAGGGCAUUCGCCAGAUGGUGUCGGUCAGUGACCAGGACAUGAACACAUACCUGGCUGAGAUCUCGCGGUCUCAUACAGACAAGUUGAACACGCAGGUCGCAUUGCACCAGCUCUAUCAGUAUGCCAGCAAGUACUACGAUGGAAUCAUCUCGUCGCUGGAGGACGAUCCUGCCGCUCAGAGUAAGCAGCUGACUCUCAGACUGCAGCAGAUUGCAGCAGCACUGGAGAAUAAAGUCACUGAUCUUUAGUGCGGAGCCUCAAAGGCCGACUGGAGCGCAUCACACUUCAGCCCAGGACAAAACAACCCUCAUCAGGACUCCAGAACUGAGCUAAAAGUCCUCUUCCUUCUCAGAGGAUUUGGAGACAGAGCCUUCAUUCCGAAUGAAAACAGAUCUUAUACCACAUUAUAACACAUUAUUAUCAAUAUCCUUUCAGCUUGUUUCUCUUCUUCUCUGUUCUGAAGAAUCAGCGCAGACUGAAUUAGCUGAAGGCUAAAAUGAUAAAACGAAAGGACUACAGAAGGCGAAGGCUCGACUCGUUACGGUACUUUGCGGAUCUUCGCUGGCCACGAUGAAAUUCAGCAUCCGUUUUGCAGCUCCCUUAAUAAUUAGAUGUUUAUUCUUCCUGUGUGAAUGGAAUCAGAUAGUAUUAUAUGUAUAUAUAUUUUUACACUAAAGAUUGCGUGCAAGAGCCUUCGUGCGCAGAAAAAAAGGAUUUAUUGUUGUUUCUGUUGACGGCCACUACAUUCACCUCUUUUUAAAGCACAUAUCUGUGGUACAAUGUCUGCUGCAUUCCUCCCUGUGCUAUGAGGUCACUUCCUGUGGGAUUCGCAUUGGCAUUGUCUUAUGUUUUAUCUUUGUAAGAAAUCAUGCCUGCAAAGAAAAUUCAUCUUGCUUUUAUGUUUCUUCUGGUUUUAAUGUUGAUUUCCAUAGGACCAUGUCUACUGUCCAAUGCUUAUUUCGCCGCUGCUUGUUUAUGUUAAUAGAAGAUACAUGCAAAUAAUUGCGGAUGCGCAUAAGACAAAGGUAAAUGGUACCACAAAGAAUGUUUUCAAGUUUUGCUUUUGAGACCCGUGGCUAGUGAUGAGUUAGCUUACCGAGUAAAUUAGCUUUCACCCAGUAAAUAGAGCAUAUAGGAAGUUGCUGUUGGGCUCUUCUGUCCACUGCAGAAAAAGGCAUUUUUUCCAACCAAGUGUCAACUCCUAGAACAUUCCAUACUUCUCACCACAGCGUCGUGUUAAAUAGUAUUCCUUAUUUUCCUCGCACACCUUUAAGUGUCUGAAGUGCUGAUUUUCAGCAGAUUUUUGUACGUUUUUUUAACAUCUGUGCUUUUUAUUCAUGUAUCGCAGCACGUGGCUUGCCUUACAGUUUUUUGGAACAUUAGUGAUUUUUCUAUAUUGGAACCACUGAUGUGAGACCUGGUGGGACUGCACUGCAAAAAAUCUCUUGACAAGUGAAAACAUCUUGAAUCUAGGUGAUACAGUGAGUAUUUCUCAUUCUGAGGAUGUUGUAAGAAUAUUUUAAGUUUAUUCAACUUCUUUUCAAAUAUUUUUAAUUGUUUUAUAGGGCCCAUAUCAUAUAUUAUUUUCAUCUGAGGUCCACUUAUAUUUGUGUAUCAUAAUGUAAAUGAUCUCUAUUUUGAUAGGUUGCUCUGUAUUGUACGUCAUUCAAUAGGUACGAGUUGCAAGAGUUGAAACACUAACUUCAGUUGGAGUGGGUGGAGCUGAACUGAAUAUGUGAAACUAUGUGAAUAUGUAAAUUAGCUGGUUCUCAUUACAUCACAGAAAAAAAAAAUCAAAAUGGGCUGUUUUUGCUGCUUAGUUUCCAUAUACAGACUGGGGUGUGAAUUUCAUGUUUUAAAGCUUUUGCAAUGUUUACAUAUUACAUCAAACUCUUCAUUAAAAGCAAGCAAGUAGUAUUAUCUAGUAAUAUUUUAUUACGUUAGGAGGUAACUUCGCUUGUUUUCAAGCAUUAUUUCUUAAAACAAGCAGAGAAUAUCUACCUUGUGUUCUGAAACAAGCUAAAUCGUCUGUCAGUAGUAUAAGACAAUUACACAAGAUAAAAUGACUUAAAAUAAGUAAAAAAAUGUACAGUUAAUUUGAAUAAUCUUAUCAUUAUUACAACAUUCUCAUAAUGAUAAAUAGUAGAUAUAUUCACUAGAGUUAGGAUUUUUUUACUUGCCAUGCUCAUUUUUGCAGUGUAGAGUGCGCAGUGUCAUCCUGAGCAUUAAGAGAAGACGUUGCACAUCUUGACCUUCGAUUGUGUCAGUGAAGUUUGAAUGUUAUUUUUCACCAUCUGCUCUUCUAGCCUUUCUAAGUGGCUGAUUACAGAUAGCUCUGAUUGCAAGGCACAACCGACUGUAAUUUGGAUGGAGAAAGAGGAAGACGCUGAUUAAACACAUAAAAGGACUCUUAAUUCAGUUGAACAAGGCCUUCCAUCGUGAAAACUGUGCGAUUCUCAGAACUGUCACUGUGGAGUUUUAUGUUGCUUUUAGAGCUUACCAAAGGUUAGAAAUGUCUUGAGCUGUUUUUUUCCCUAAAGUUGCUCCCUUUCUGAAUUUGCAUCGCACUCAAGAAAACCAUGAUUCAUGAUCAUGAUGUAAAUCAUAAAGACUGAGUAAACGUAGUUGGACUCAUUACUGACGAGCUGUAUUUUGUCAUUUUAAUUGAUGGUACUAUACAUAUGAUUCAGUGGUCUGACUCAGAUGUUCCAUCUACUACACAUAUCAAAAGACGUCCAUGCUGUGUAUUUUUAUUUUAUUUUAUAUUCUGAUUGUUUGUCACCAGACUCUCUCCCCCUCCCUCCAGUUCCAGAUGUUCUUUUCCUCUUUUCUGAGAAAGCAUCGGCAUAUUUUAAAGCUUCUGUUCUGCCUUUAUCUACCAGGAAGUGCCUUAAUGAAAAAUGAGUAAUAAUAAUAAGACCUGUGGUGAUUGUGGCUGUAAUCAAAAUUGCAAUAGUGACUAGAAUUUUGUACAAUAUACCAUUUUACGUAUGUGCCCGUUGUGAAAGUGCCACUAUGGUUAGCUUAAUGCUGGUAAAUAUGUUUUAAGACAGUGGAGAAAAAAAUGUAUUAAAAGUAUGUUCUUGGCUUUAA